AUGCUUCGCCGUUGUGCGUCUGCCGUCGCGCCAGCAGCGCACAUUCCCUGCCCUGCCACCGCGGUGACUGGGGUGCAAAAGCGGUUUUUGAAAAUUGCCAAGUCUACUUUCGGCUUCUACCUAGCUCGGAGGGGACAGCGUAAGUUUCCGUUCCACCGUAGGCCGCACAUCAAGAACACUCAGGCAAUGAACCUGAACGCGCCGUACUUUUGGAGUUAUAUGACAGCGAAGAGCCAGUCUUUUUUUCUUCCCGAGGAGAAUUACAUAACUGGCGAUUGGACAGGAAAGUUUUUUGUCUCAAAGAGGCAGGUGUACACUCUUCAACAUGCCACUAGCGGAGGAAAGGUUAGAGUCAAGUCGUUUCCAUCCGUUUUUGAGCUGAGCAGCCCUUCUCGAUGGAAUGUGGGCAAGGAGCUGAACACGUUGACAAAGCCGCGCAUGGACCUCAUCGAUGAUCAGAUGCUUACAAAGAAGCAGCGUUUGGAUUACGUGAAAGCAGGUUUUUUGCCCAAAUAA
Molecule: messenger RNA, 516 nt
Organism: Leishmania mexicana MHOM/GT/2001/U1103
Lineage: Eukaryota; Euglenozoa; Kinetoplastea; Trypanosomatida; Trypanosomatidae
Exons: 1
Coding region: 1-516 (171 amino acids)
Source: RefSeq, a predicted model, not a curated record